This is a messenger RNA of Candoia aspera, 1905 nucleotides long. RefSeq names its product putative heat shock 70 kDa protein 7. NCBI's taxonomy places the organism in Eukaryota, Metazoa, Chordata, Lepidosauria, Squamata, Candoiidae. The coding region runs from base 1 to 1905 and encodes 634 amino acids. Gene Ontology annotation, cellular component: nucleus; vesicle; cytoplasm. The transcript has a single exon. The record is from RefSeq and is a predicted model, not a curated record. Gene Ontology annotation, molecular function: ATP-dependent protein folding chaperone; ATP binding; ubiquitin protein ligase binding.
AUGCCUAAGCAAAAUGUUCUGGCUAUCGGCAUUGACCUCGGAACCACCUUCUCCUGUGUGGCCGUCUGCCAGCAUGACAAAGUAGAGAUCAUUGCCAACGACCAAGGAAAGCGGACCACACCCAGCUACGUUGCAUUCACUAACACAGAACACUUGAUUGGGGACCCAGCCAAGAGCCAGGCCUCUCUGAACCCCCAGAACACGGUGUUCGAUGCCAAGCGGCUGAUUGGCCGGAAGUACGAGGAUGCCGCCGUGCAGGAGGACAUGAAACAUUGGCCAUUUACCGUGGUGAGCCACGAAGAGAAGCUAAAGGUCCAAGUCUCCCACAGAGGGAAGCCACGGACCUUCUACCCUGAGGAGAUCUCUGCCAUGGUCUUGGCCAAGAUGAAGCAGACAGCCGAGGCCUACCUGGGCUACCCCAUCUCCCAAGCCAUUGUUACAGUGCCUGCCUACUUCAACGAUGCCCAGCGGCAGGCCACCAUUGAUGCCGGAGUCAUUGCAGGCCUCCAGAUCCUAAAACUCUUGAAUGAGCCCACAGCUGCUGCCAUCGCCUAUGGCCUGGAUGCAAGGAACCAAGGGGCAGGCAGCCGAAACAUCCUCAUUUUUGACCUGGGUGGGGGCACCUUUGAUGUUUCCAUCCUUUCCGCAGAGGAUGGCAUCUUUGAAGUCAAGGCCACGGCAGGAGACACUCACUUGGGUGGGGAGGAUUUUGACAAGAGGCUGGUGGCUCACCUUGUGGAGGAGUUCAAGAAGAAGCACAGGAGAGACCUCCAUCAGGACAAGAAGGCUCUGCAGAGACUGAAAACUGCUGCUGAGCACGCCAAAUGCACCUUGAGUUCCUGCACCAGUGCCAGCAUCUCUGUUGAUUCUCUCUUUCAAGGGAUUGAUUUCCACAUGACCAUCACUAGGGCACGCUUUGAGGACCUGUGCUCUGACCUCUUCCGAGUCACCCUGAAGCCUCUAGAAAGGGCCUUGAAAGAUGCCAAGAUGAGCAAAGGUGACAUCAAGGACAUUGUGUUGGUCGGGGGCUCCACCCGCAUUCCCAAGAUCCAGAAGCUGCUGAGAGAGUUCUUCAAUGGCAAGGAGUUGAAUAAAGGCAUCAAUCCUGAUGAAGCUGUGGCCUACGGUGCAGCCAUCCAGGCCGCCAUCUUAACAGGCAACCGGACAACCAAGAUGCAGAAUAUGUUUCUUCUGGACGUCACCCCUUUGUCUCUGGGGAUCAAUACACAAGGAGGUGUCAUGGCAACCAUCAUUAAACGCAACUCACCUGUCCCUACAAAAGAGGUCAUGGAGUUCACCACGACGGAGGAUGACCAAGACACCAUCUUGUUUAUGGUAUAUGAAGGAGAGAGAGCCUUGACUAAGCACAACCACCUCUUGGGCAUGUUCACCCUGAAAGGCAUCCCCCCCGCCCCCUGUGGGGUCCCGGUCAUCCUGGUCACAUUCUCCAUUGAUGAGAACAACAUCCUGACCGUCUCAGCCAAGGAUGUGGAGACAGGGAACACCAGCCAUCUGAUGAUUGCAGACACUCGAGGCCGCUUGGGCAAGGAAGAGAUAGAAACAAUUGUGCAGAGGGCUGAAGAGUUCAGGGUGAAUGACGUUUGCCAGCAGGAGAAGAUAGAAGCCAUGAACUCCUUGGAGUCCUGCACUCUGGAGCUCAAGAGGGUCGCAGAAGAGCGACUCUUGGACAUGGCGGCAAAGAGGAGGAUGCUGGAAAUGUGUGAUGGGGCUACCUCCUGGCUGGAGGGGAACCCCUCGGCAGCGAAGGAGGAAUGCGAGCAGCGGCAGAAGGACCUGGAGGAGGUGUGGGACUCCAUCUACACCAGUCUCAGCCAAGGCGAGCCAGCGGAAGAGCGGGCAGAAGGAGACCCAGAGGCCACCAAGCCGAAGGAAGAAAUGGAAUGA